Molecule: messenger RNA, 1994 nt
Organism: Balaenoptera musculus (blue whale)
Lineage: Eukaryota; Metazoa; Chordata; Mammalia; Artiodactyla; Balaenopteridae
Gene: TBPL1
Product: TATA-box binding protein like 1
Exons: 7
Coding region: 352-912 (186 amino acids)
Biological process (GO): DNA-templated transcription initiation
Molecular function (GO): DNA binding; general transcription initiation factor activity
Source: RefSeq, a predicted model, not a curated record
GAGGAACCCAGGAGCGCCCUGUCCGGCGGCGCUCUAGCCUCCGCGCGCUGUCUCUGUGCUCCCCCGCGUCUUGUCUAUUUAUUGUCGCGGGGAAGCAGCGGCCGCCCUGUACCCGGAACAACAAAGCACGAAAGACGGAGCCCGAGCCUCGGGGGCUCCUAGCAACGGGCCGGGGCGGGAGUUCCAUGGAGACUGGGGAGCGCGCCCGCCUCAUCAUUAUCCUUGUCCUCCAGCUUAUCCUUCGCGUCCGCCGCAACCGGCAGCAGCGCUGCCGCCGCGUCCUCUGCCGCCGCCCGCUCUUCCCACGGAUGUGAUCUUCGUGGUGGGAAGCUAAGUUUUUAAACUACCCCAAUGGAUGCAGACAGUGAUGUUGCACUGGACAUUCUAAUUACAAAUGUAGUCUGUGUUUUUAGAACAAGAUGCCAUUUGAACUUAAGGAAGAUUGCUUUGGAGGGAGCAAAUGUAAUUUAUAAGCGUGACGUUGGAAAAGUAUUAAUGAAGCUUAGAAAGCCUAGAAUUACAGCUACGAUUUGGUCCUCAGGAAAAAUUAUUUGCACUGGAGCAACGAGUGAAGAAGAAGCUAAAUUUGGUGCCAGACGUUUAGCCCGCAGUCUCCAGAAACUAGGAUUUCAGGUAAUAUUUACAGAUUUUAAGGUUGUUAACGUUUUGGCAGUAUGUAACAUGCCAUUUGAAAUACGUUUGCCAGAAUUCACAAAGAACAAUAGACCUCAUGCCAGUUACGAACCUGAACUUCAUCCUGCUGUGUGUUACCGGAUAAAAUCUCUAAGAGCUACAUUACAGAUUUUUUCAACAGGAAGUAUCACAGUAACAGGGCCCAAUGUAAAGGCCGUCGCUACUGCUGUGGAACAGGUAUACCCAUUUGUGUUUGAAAGCAGGAAAGAAAUUUUAUAAGUCAUCACGUAAUUGGUUAGAAUCCCAAACUGAGCACCUUUUAAACCUGCUGCACAUUGGACUCAAAACAAAAGGAAAACUGGACCAACAGUAAUUGAGGAAAUAGACUCUUUUAUUCAUUCACGGCUACAGUGUAAGCUCCAGUCCCUUUGGAUUUUAUUUCAAACCUUGCUGUAAUAUAAAAAGGAAGUUUACAAGACAUGACAUUGCUGCUUUUACAAAAGGACAUUCUAUUUAUUUUCGCAGUAAUUUCAUGUCCCCACGAGCAGAGCUGUCACAGUGUGCACUACCUUAAAGUGUUUUGUUGUUGUCAUUAUUUUUUUCCAGUUUGAGCUGAUGUGUUUUAUUUGUGAAUAGUCUUUUACAUUUUUGUAUGCUGAACAUGGGCACCAAAGAACCUGUAAAAGUUAUCUUUUUCAAUUGAAUGUGCACAAAUAAAAGUUUGGAAAAGAUCACUCUUCAUAUCCAUUCUAUUCCCCAUUUUCUAUUUUAACAAAAUUUGUAUUCAUAAUUCUUUUUUUUUUUUUUAAUCUAUGCAAGCUUAGACUUUUGCUAAAGUGUGUUGGCUUCUUUUUGAAGUGCAUUUUGUACAUAUAUGCCACAUGUGUAUAGUAUCUUUUAAUGCUCUGUUACCAAAUAUCAAAUAGGAAUUUUUUUCUUGCAGAUUAGAAAUAAAAACAUGUAUAUAAAUGCUAGGGAACUGGAGUAGAACUUUAUAAAUUAAGCGUAAUGUUUUAUGUUGCUAAUUUAACAUGAUAGAAAAUGUUAACUAUCUUUUAAAAGUCGUAAAGUUGUAGUUUUGAAAAGAGAAACUCUUACCUACAAGAUGGAAUAUAAGAAAGAAGCUGUGAUGGGUUGUACCUCAUAUGUACCUUUGUUAUUCUGGAAAGACUCAACUCUGGUUAUAGGAAAGUAAAAAUCUUAGUUUGGUACUCAAGGCUUUACUAAGAGUCUUGUCAGAAGUUGAAACAUUGUGCUGUUUUAGCAAGAAGUGCCCAAAAGCUGACUCUGUGCCACAGUGUAAUUAUACUACAGUUCAAUUUGAACUUGAAAGCCAUUUUGCCAGAUAAGUCUUUCCCCUU